CGAUAGCAACGAAGUUUCUUUAAGAGCAAUUGUUUGGACUCUGGUACCAACGAACUGUUCGUAUCACAUGGACGCCGGAAACGAAGCAUCGAUGAAGAUAAUCGGACAGCAGGAACACUUUCUGCAAUAAUACGAGUUCUUACAAGAGACGAAGAAGAAGAGGCGUUGCAAAACACGACAUUCUCACACAGCGCGUUUCUGGAUGAGUUGGAUCUGGUCUGCAUGUCGGAAGUAUGGUUCAUCUCAGCAGUUGUUUCGGUAUCCAUUGUGUGCCUGGUCUUAUCAGCAUUCAUUGUUGCAUGGGGUUGUAGUUCGCUAAAGAAGGAAAAGCUGCCAUUAUAA
Messenger RNA from Gongylonema pulchrum, 342 nucleotides. NCBI's taxonomy places the organism in Eukaryota, Metazoa, Nematoda, Chromadorea, Rhabditida, Gongylonematidae. The record is from the annotation of a GenBank genome assembly.